Molecule: messenger RNA, 2886 nt
Organism: Phaeoacremonium minimum UCRPA7
Lineage: Eukaryota; Fungi; Ascomycota; Sordariomycetes; Togniniales; Togniniaceae
Product: putative abc multidrug transporter protein
Exons: 1
Coding region: 1-2886 (961 amino acids)
Biological process (GO): transmembrane transport
Cellular component (GO): membrane
Molecular function (GO): ATP hydrolysis activity; ABC-type transporter activity; ATP binding
Source: RefSeq, a predicted model, not a curated record
AUGGAGGGAGUCUCUUUUGCAUACCCAUCGAGGCCCAAUCAGUUGGUGCUCCGCAAAGUCAGCCUGGACUUUCCAGCUGGUAAACAUACUGCUAUUGUUGGCCCUUCUGGAAGUGGCAAAUCCACCAUUCAGUCGCUUAUUGCAAGGUUGCAGUCCCCUCAAGAAGGAGCCAUUCUACUCGAUGGUCAUGAUAUUCGAGAACUCAACGUCAAAAGCCUUAGGGGAUUUCUUGGGCUGGUUCAGCAAGAGCCUUCGCUGCUGGACCGCUCCAUUCUGGAAAAUAUUGCCCUUGGCCUUGUCAGCUCGCCACAUCCCUCACAUGCGCACCUUCAAGGAGUAUUAUACGGGUCAGACCUCGCAGAACUUGCAUCUCAUGGCAAAGAUGUGUUCGCCGUCGCAAAAAAGCAGGGUGGCGCUAUUGCAGAGAUUGUGGAUCUUGUUCGUCAAGCCGCAGAUUUAGCCGAUGCUUCUAGCUUCAUUGAUCGUCUUGAGAAGGGAUGGGGUACGAUGGCUGGUUCCGGUGGCUCCAUGCUUAGCGGUGGUCAGAGACAGCGAGUUGCAGUUGCGCGUGCACUCGUCCGUGACCCGAAGAUUCUCAUUCUUGAUGAGGCUACCGCGUCUCUCGACUCAGCUAGCGAGAGACGCAUUCAAGCUGCAGUAGAGCGAGCUGCUAAAAGCAGAACGGUCAUCUCAAUUGCUCAUCGCUUAUCCACCAUUCGAAACGCCGAUUCAAUUAUUGUCAUGCAAGCGGGCGAGGUCGUAGAACAGGGAAGCUACGAGGAGCUGAUCGCUCGAGAAGACGGCGUCUUUGCCCACCUGGCACGUCUUCAAUCGCUUACUGGAUCAGAUGAGAUUGAAGCAAAAUCCACAGCUAGCAUCAACGAUACACUGAGCUCAUCCUCGUCAAAAGCCGAGAUUGAUCUAGGUUUGGAUGAAGAAAAGAUCGACGCAUUACAGGAUCAUACCUCUCCAGUGGUCUCAUCCCCGAAACAAGAGCAAGCAGACAAUGACAAUGACAAAGACAAAGAUGACUUGGCUGAAGAUCUCUCAGCAACGGCUGUCAUCAAGGGUGUUGGGCGACUCGUUCGGCAGUGGCUCAAGUGGAUUAUACUCGCGUUAAUCGCAGCUGCGCUUGUGGGUUGCAAUUUCUCGGCAUCUGGUCUUGUAUUCGGUCACACGGUUGGGGCUUUGAAUCCGUGCAACACCACUGCUGAUCGCGUGAAGUCACUGGGCGAGUUCUACGGAGGGAUUCUCUUCAUGUUAGCCGUAGUUGUGCUUCUCGCCAACUUCGUUACCUGGUCUUCAUUCGGUCUUGUGGCGGAGAGGCUCUUGUACAGUGUACGAGUACUUUCAUUCCGGUCACUACUUGAGCAGCCCGUUAGUUGGCAUCAAUCCGGCAACAGAAGUUCCACAAGCCUUCUGUCUAUUAUCACCAAGGAUAGCGCAGCUCUCGGUGGCUUAAGCGGGUCAAUCAUUGGCACAAUCUUCUCGAUUCUGAUCAACUUCCUUGUCGCCAUCAUCUUAUCCCACAUCAUUGCUUGGAAAAUUGCCAUUGUGUGUCUUGUUGUCGUUCCUAUCCUGCUUGGCGCAGGUCUCAUGCAGUUGCGGAGUUUGUCUCGUUUCGAAGAACGUCACACCGACGCCUACUCCCGUGCGAACGGCAUUGCUGUGGAGGCUGUCAAUUCCAUCAAUACUAUUGCCGCUCUCUCGCUUGAACGGGAGAUCAUGGGAACUUAUUCUCGGGCUUUAAAGGCACCACGAAAGGACAUCGUUUUGGCAAGCGCCUGGGUCAAUGUUUGGCUUGCUAUUAACAAUAGCACGGGAUUUCUAGUGUAUGCUUUUGCAUAUUGGUGGGGCUCACGACUUAUCAUGAGAGGCGAGAACACUCAGACUCAAUUCUUCAUCAUUCUAAUGGCCAUGCUUGUUAGCGCUCAGCUAUGGGGUCAAAUGUUUACGCUCGCCCCAGAGUUCUCGCGUGCUCGCGCAUCGAUUGCUCGUAUAAUCACAGUAAUCAAUCUAGGCUCAGAUGCUCAGCUAGACUCAAAAGAACUGGCAACUACAGCGAACGUGGAGAGACGAGGAUCUUCUGGCACAGAAAGGGACAUCGAAGCAGUAGGGGAAGCAAAGCCGCCAGUGCCUGUGAACAGCAAAGGUGUACGCGUGACUUUUGAUCGCGUAUCGUUCGCGUAUCCCGGAAGACCGGAUGUUCCUGUUCUCCAAGACGUGUCAUUCACUGUCCAGCCCGCCCAGUUCUGUGGUCUGGUGGGCCCAUCUGGAGCGGGAAAGUCAACAAUCAUGGGCCUCGUACAGCGGCUAUACUUCCCAACGACAGGUACCGUGACGAUAGAUGGAGUAGACAUCUCCAAGCAUUCCUUCCGUGAUGAUGUGGCUAUUGUGCCACAAGACACAGCUCUUUUUGAUGGAAGUGUCAAAUUCAACGUUGGCCUUGGAGCCAAACCUGGUCACGAGGCCACCGACGCGGAGAUUGAAGAGGCCUGUCGACUAGCACACAUUCAUGAUACAAUCAUGGCUCUGCCUCAGGGAUAUAACACCGAGUGCGGUCCCCGCGCAUCGCAACUAUCCGGUGGUCAACGGCAGCGACUAUCCAUUGCGCGAGCACUAGUACGCAAGCCCCGUCUCUUGCUCCUGGACGAAAGCACAAGCGCUCUAGACGCGGAGAGUGAAAGAGCACUCCAGGCCAGUCUUGAGGUGGUUGCUCGUGAUGUUACGGUGGUUGCUAUCACACACAGACUUCAUACCGUACAGAAAGCAGAUGUUAUCUAUGUUGUGGAAGGAGGUAAAAUCGUAGACAAGGGUCGACAUGGAGACUUAAUGGAGCGAAGUGAAAGCUAUAGAGUUAAUGCAUUACAGCAGAUGCUGCAGUAG